Messenger RNA from Tarenaya hassleriana, 1621 nucleotides. Its product is annotated as mannose-6-phosphate isomerase 1-like. Gene Ontology annotation, molecular function: zinc ion binding; mannose-6-phosphate isomerase activity. The record is from RefSeq and is a predicted model, not a curated record. Gene Ontology annotation, cellular component: cytosol. Gene Ontology annotation, biological process: carbohydrate metabolic process; GDP-mannose biosynthetic process. The transcript has 6 exons. Lineage: Eukaryota; Viridiplantae; Streptophyta; Magnoliopsida; Brassicales; Cleomaceae. Bases 90 to 1460 code for a protein of 456 amino acids.
UAUAAAGACCAAAAUCUCUCUGUCACUCUUUCUCUCUGCACCACCUCACCUUUCCAUUUCCUCCGGUUUCGCCAUCCUCCUCUGCAUCGAUGACGAAAUGGACGCCAAAGGAGCCCCGCCGCAACGGACUGGGCGGCGGAAACGUCGAUGGUGACGCCGUCUCCGGCGGAUUGGUGAGGCUCCGGUGCUCUGUGCAGAACUACGACUGGGGGAUCGAGGGCCACGAUUCCCAGGUCGCGAGGCUCUUCUCCCUCAAUUCCGGGUCGGGCAUUGAUCCGCUCAAGCCUUACGCCGAGCUCUGGAUCGGGACUCAUGAAUCGGGUCCAUCCUUUGUUGUGGAUCGCGAUGGCGACAACAAUGGCGGUGAUGUCGGCGUCGUCGGGUUGGGUUCCGUGAGCCUCAAGUCGUGGAUCUCGACGAACCCUAAUGUGCUCGGACACAAGGUCGCGAGAAAAUGGGGGAAUGAUCUCCCUUUCCUGUUCAAGGUGCUAUCUGUGCAAAAUGCACUAUCAAUACAAGUGCAUCCAGAUAAGGAAUGGGCGAGAAUUCUGCAUAAGUCGCGGCCAAGUGUAUACAAGGAUGAUAAUUAUAAGCCAGAAAUGGCAUUGGCGAUUACUGAGUUUGAAGCACUCUGUGGAUUUAUCAGUACCAAGGAACUGAGGGAAGUGCUUCUUACUAUUCCUGAGAUUGUGGAACUGAUUGGGUUGGAGAACACAGAGAAAGUUCUAUGUAUGAAAGAGCAGGAAAAAGAUCAGGAAGCCAAGUCUAUCUUAGAGUUCAUCUUCGCCAAAAUUCUCGUGUCAAGUCAAGAGAGAAUUUCUGAUACCAUAACGAAACUCAAAAGGCGAUUACAGACAGAAAAGAAGAAAAGGCUGCUCAGUGAUAAAGAACAGUUGGUGCUCAAGCUGGAGCGGCAGUAUCCAACCGACACUGGAAUUCUUGCAGCGUUUUUGUUGAACUACGUGAAACUGAAUCGAGGUGAAGCUUUGUACUUGGGACCAAACGAGCCUCAUGCUUACAUCCGCGGAGAAUGCGUAGAGUGUAUGGCAACCUCGGACAAUGUCGUUCGUGCCGGUCUCACUUCCAAGUACAGAGACACUAAAACCCUUCUCUCAAUGCUUACGUAUAAACAGGGCUUCCCCGAGAUAUUACGAGGGAUUCCUCUGAAUCGUCACACGAAGAGGUAUCUCCCACCAUUUGAGGAAUUCGAAGUUGACAGAUGCAUCUUAGGAGAAGCAGAGUGGACCGUGUUCCCGUCCGUGGCUGGGCCAUCGCUCUUUAUAUGCCUUACAGGACAAGGAACGAUGGAAUCCGACGAGGGUCACAGACCAGAAACCCUAGGAGAGGGUGACGUACUGUUCGUGGCGGCUAACGUGCAGGUCAGGGUAACGGCGGAGUCAAGGGAGAUGGAAUUGUAUAGAGCUGGAGUUAGCAGCAGAUGCUUUCAGGCUUCUUCAUGAAAACUCUUCAGAGUAAAAUUUUAUUAGUCACAAGGGAAGGGUAUGUGAAAUUCAUUAGAUUUUCUUCAAAGUCACACCCAUAUAUAUGUAUAUCUAUUUAUACUAUAUAUGCGAUGCGGUUGAAUGUUAAAUAAAAUUCAACUACGUUGGUGUUGAAUCCA